Molecule: messenger RNA, 1701 nt
Organism: Cyprinus carpio (common carp)
Lineage: Eukaryota; Metazoa; Chordata; Actinopteri; Cypriniformes; Cyprinidae
Product: interferon-induced protein 44-like
Exons: 8
Coding region: 145-1536 (463 amino acids)
Molecular function (GO): GTP binding
Source: RefSeq, a predicted model, not a curated record
CGUUUUCGAGGCUGUGUCGUUUGAUUGAGAGAGAGCAAGCUUAAAUCCUGCCCCUGCAGGAGAGAAGAGAGGAGCUUGACGUUACGCGGUUAGCCUUGGAUGUAAGAUACUAAAGCAGCCUUUCGUUAUUUCUUCAGAGAGAAGAUGUACUCAGCUUUUGGGGCUCCCAGAAUUUACAACGCCCCUCUCACUUCUAAAUUAACAGAAAAGCAAAGGAAGAAGCUCUGUGACCUGUUGGGGAACCUGGAACUGUCUCUUCUCUACAAAGCUUCAGUUCAUGGAUAUCAAGCUUCUGCCUUCCACCAGAGAUGUGACCGUCAGGGUCCCACUUUACUUGUAGCCUACAACCGUUCAGGCUACAUCUUUGGUGGAUACACUAGUGUAGAAUAUGCUCAGAGCGGGCAGCCAAUUACAGAUAAUCACGCUUUCCUGUUCAGUGUUCAUAAUGGUGGAGCCCCUGUUGGCAUCAGAGUUAAAAGUGGACAUUAUGCACGCUAUGAUGAUGCUGGAGGGCCCAACUUUGGCCAACAGUUGUACUUUUGCUACAGCAACCAUCCACUUGUUAAAAUUGAAUAUAAUCAUGAAGCAUUCAAUUUUAGUCCUUUCUCACUAUAUGGUAAUGACACUUGGCUGAGUGAGUGCGAAGUGUACAAAGUGGCAAAGAGAAGUACUCUGUCAGAGCCUCAGGUCAGUGCAGAGAAGCCGUGGAGGAAUGUUCUGUGGACAGCUGAACGAAGAGCAGAGCUCAUGGAAAUGAUCAGGAAUUAUAAACCCCUGAUGAAAUCUGUGAGUCGUGUCCGAAUCCUAAUGAUCGGUCCUGUAGGUGCUGGAAAAUCAAGUUUCUUCAACUCCAUCAACUCCAUCUUCACUGGUCAUGUGACCAGCAAAGCAAUUUCAGGAUCUGUAGGCACUAGUCUCACCACACAGUUUCGCAGAUAUCCAGUGAAAGACGGUUGUGGAGGAAGGCUGUUGCCAUUUGUGUUGUGUGACACCAUGGGACUCGAGGAGCAGUCAGGUGCAGGACUGGAUAUUGAGGACAUCAGCAGCAUUCUUCAAGGUCAUGUACCAGACCGUUAUAAAUUCAACCCCACAACACCGUUUCAACCUGAUGAGCAAAAGUCCUCCAGACCUGCAUCUCUUCAGGAGAAGAUCCACUGUGUGGUGUAUGUGAUAGACGCCACCAAAAUCUCCCUCAUGUCUGACAAACUACAGGAAAAACUUGCUUCCAUACGCAGAAAAGUGAACUCACUGGACAUUCCUCAGAUGGUUUUGAUGACAAAAGUAGAUGAAGCAUGUCCUCUAGUGGAGAAGGACCUUCAAAGUCUUUAUGUCAGUUCCUACAUCAAGUCAAAGGUGCAGGAGGUGAGCUCUCGGUUGGGUGUGCCGGUGUCUUGUGUGUUACCGGUGAAGAACUACAGUCAGGAGCUGGAGCUGGAGCUCAACUGUGACGUCCUGCUGCUCACCGCUCUACAGCAGAUGCUCAACUUCGCAGACGACUAUCUGGAUGAUGCUGGUCACGUGGAGUACGACUUCUAAUAAAUCGCUGCUGGUCGAAAAUUUUCUUUUGAGGCUGUUAACACUAAUGGUUUUUGUUUGAGUGCUAAUGACUGAUUGCAUGAUGUUUACAUUUUGUGAAAAAUAAUUGUUAAAGUACAGAAAGACACGAGUUAUUAAAUUGAGCAUAUGUUAAAGCAAAACAUG